Messenger RNA from Ostrea edulis (European flat oyster), 1284 nucleotides. RefSeq names its product palmitoyltransferase ZDHHC3-like. Gene Ontology annotation, cellular component: endoplasmic reticulum; Golgi apparatus. The transcript has 7 exons. Lineage: Eukaryota; Metazoa; Mollusca; Bivalvia; Ostreida; Ostreidae. Gene Ontology annotation, molecular function: protein-cysteine S-palmitoyltransferase activity. Bases 133 to 1098 code for a protein of 321 amino acids. The record is from RefSeq and is a predicted model, not a curated record. Gene Ontology annotation, biological process: protein targeting to membrane; peptidyl-L-cysteine S-palmitoylation.
AGGAGGCGAAACGUCCUGCAUUCAUCACAGAAGGAAAAAAAUAAAAUGGCGAUGUGGUAGUAAAAAACCUGUUGCUAUAUACACAACUUUAGAUUUGUCGGUGUUUCUGAUAAUAUAUCAGUGGCUGUGAUCAUGGAGAACGAAGGGUAUUUGAACAAGCAAAAUGAAGAUGAGGAGCUUAAAGGACCCAUCAUCAAAACACUGAAAUCCAGACAUAAAGGGCCAGUGGAAGAUGGAGUGACAACCGUAGAUAUAGGCCCACUGUGUAGGAAGCUGGGUCUGGCCUGGCUAAUGACCAACCCAUAUUUGUGGUGUGUCAAGGAUAUUUGUGGAUGGGUGUGUGCCAUCUUUACAUGGCUGCUUGUUCUAUAUGCUGAAUAUGUCGUUAACUUUGUCAUGUUGCUCCACAACCCUAAUACAACAUGGAGUAUAAUCAAUGGCGUAAUAUUCCAGUUCUUUGCAUUUAUGGCAAUAGCAUCACAUCUCCGUUGUAUGUUAUCGGACCCUGGUGCUGUGCCAAAAGGAAAUGCAACCCAUGAAAAUAUAAAAAGGAUGGGAUUAGCAGACGGACAAAUUGUUUUUAAGUGUCCGAAGUGUGUUUCCAUUAAACCAGACCGGGCUCAUCACUGCAGUGUUUGUCAAAGAUGCAUAAAGAAGAUGGACCACCAUUGUCCAUGGGUAAAUAACUGCGUAGGAGAAAGCAACCAAAAAUUCUUUGUUUUAUUUACAAUGUAUAUAUGUAUCAUAUCAUUCCAUGCACUCUAUAUGGCGAUUCACCAUUUUAUUACCUGUGUUGGAAGGGAGUGGAAAACUUGUUCAGGGGUCUCGCCACCAGCUACAACAGUUUUUCUUAUUUUCCUCAUUUUUGAAGCACUACUGUUUGGAAUCUUCACAGCUAUUAUGUGUGGGACACAAGUGUCAGCCAUUUGCUCAGAUGAAACAGGAAUUGAAAGUCUAAAAAGUGAUUCAGGUCACCAGAAGAAGGGCUACUGGAUGAGUCUGAAGGCCACAUUUGGUCACCCCUUUACUUGGAAAUGGUUUUCUCCUUUCAGCACACCAAAGUUUGCUUAUUCCAAACCAUAUUUACAUUGUGUUUAACCAAGGACUUGCAAGGAAUGGUAUAUCAAGUUGAUCAAGAUAAUUACAAAAAAUCUUUUUAUGUUUUAUUUUAUUUUUAUAUAUUUGUAUUUUGUAUUGUUAUUGUCUGUUAUUUAUGUUGCCAUUGUAUCAUGUUAAAUGAAUGUGUUUCUCCAUAAUGAUUUUUAUAUAAAUUCAUCCAACAUG